This is a messenger RNA of Linum tenue, 378 nucleotides long. NCBI's taxonomy places the organism in Eukaryota, Viridiplantae, Streptophyta, Magnoliopsida, Malpighiales, Linaceae. The record is from the annotation of a GenBank genome assembly.
AUGGCCGCCCUGCGAAAUCACAAUUUCCCCUUGCUGCUCUGCCUCUUCCUCUCGAUUUCCACCGACGCGGCGGCGGCGGCGGCCAACGCACCCACCAUCUACGACUACCUCAACAAGAACGGCCUCCCGAUCGGGCUCUUCCCUGAGGGGAUAACGAACUUCUCCGUCGACUCAGCCACGGGGCGGUUCCAGAUAAACCUCACCCAGCCUUGCAACAUCAAGCUGGAGAACCAGCUCCAUUACGAUUUCAAAAUCUCCGGCCUCCUGUCCCUGGGCAAGAUCCAGGAGCUCUUCCUCUGGUUCCCCGUGAAAGGGAUCCGCGUCGACGACCCCAAAACUGGUUUGAUUCACUUUGAUGUCGGGGUGGUGGAUAAGUAG